Molecule: messenger RNA, 849 nt
Organism: Halteromyces radiatus
Lineage: Eukaryota; Fungi; Mucoromycota; Mucoromycetes; Mucorales; Cunninghamellaceae
Product: S-adenosyl-L-methionine-dependent methyltransferase
Exons: 6
Coding region: 1-831 (276 amino acids)
Molecular function (GO): methyltransferase activity
Source: RefSeq, a predicted model, not a curated record
AUGAAUCCAUCUGUAGAGAAAUAUGGUCGUACUUAUCAUGCAAUCACAUCUAGUACUUAUACUUUACCAAGGGAUGCGGAAGAAAGGAAACGUUUAUCAUUGCAACAUACCGUCUUGAAAGAUGUCUUUAAAGGAAAUAUUCUACCUAUUAUUACGUCUUCUUUACCUAAAGAUGCAAAGAUACUUGAUAUUGGCUGUGGCUCAUGUGAUUGGUGUGUGGAAGUGGCAAAUAGCUAUUCUGAUGCACAAGUUCAAGGUGUAGAUAUGUCUGAUCUCUUCCCCAAGGAUGGACCAAAGAAUGCAAAGUUUGAUGUCUACAAUGUAUUAAAUGGUCUCCCAUAUGAAGACAAUACUUUCGACUUGGUACAAAUGAGAUUACUGAUCUUAGCUUGGCGUACAGAGGAAUGGCAUUUUAUGCUCAAGGAAAUCCACCGUGUCUUGAAACCUGGAGGAUAUGUGCAACUUAUAGAAUCCAGAUUUACGACGAUCGUGGACAAUCCUACCGUGGAAUUAUUGAACAAUACCAUGCGUACAAUGAUGAAAGAACGUGGACUUGAGUCUUGUAUUGUUGAAAAAUUAAACAAUUGGAUUCCUGAUCAUGGAUUUCAAUUGGAAGAAAGACAAAAGCAAGAUUUGGAUUUCUCUGACCGUGAUGACUCUGUUGCACAAACUAUGGUGUACUGUUGGAUCGAUGUGAUGAAAGCUAUGAAACCAUACAUGGAGAACUAUUUGAUUGAACACGAUAUUGAUCAACUUCUCGAUCAAUACAGCCAAGAAUGCGGACUUACCAACUUCUUUCAGUUUUAUGCUUUUGUUGGAAAGAAACUCUGAUGAUGGAUUAUUGUUUGG